Molecule: messenger RNA, 5530 nt
Organism: Jaculus jaculus (lesser Egyptian jerboa)
Lineage: Eukaryota; Metazoa; Chordata; Mammalia; Rodentia; Dipodidae
Gene: Rnf24
Product: ring finger protein 24
Exons: 6
Coding region: 127-573 (148 amino acids)
Cellular component (GO): endomembrane system
Molecular function (GO): zinc ion binding; ubiquitin protein ligase activity
Source: RefSeq, a predicted model, not a curated record
CAGUCAGCCUCCGCCACCUCGGCCGCUAGCCGCUCUCCAGAACACUGCUGGCCUGCGGUCUGCCGCCGCCCCCAGCCGUCGGGCGCCGACCCUCCCACACUCCGCCGCUGGCGCGCCGAUUCAUCCAUGAGCUUGGAUUUCCCACAUUACAACUUCAGGAUGCCUAACAUUGGAUUCCAGAAUCUGCCUCUCAACAUAUAUAUUGUGGUUUUUGGUACUGCAAUAUUUGUCUUCAUUCUUAGUUUACUCUUCUGUUGCUACUUGAUUAGGCUAAGACAUCAAGCCCACAAAGAAUUUUAUGCCUAUAAACAGGUUAUAUUAAAAGAGAAAGUAAAAGAACUGAAUUUACAUGAGCUCUGUGCAGUGUGUCUCGAAGACUUCAAACCUCGAGACGAGUUGGGAAUUUGUCCAUGUAAGCAUGCCUUCCACAGAAAGUGCCUUAUUAAGUGGCUGGAAGUUCGAAAAGUGUGUCCUCUGUGCAACAUGCCAGUUUUGCAGUUGGCCCAAUUACACAGUAAGCAGGACCAUGGGCCACCCCAGGGCCCCCUUCCUGGAGCAGAGAACAUUGUAUAGCUCACUGCAAGAAUCAGACUGUUCCUGAAUGUGACAUGGAGCCAGGAGGAACAGAAGCAGACUGUUGGCUGCUCUCUGCCUGGGGUACCUGCUGCCACUUCGUUUGCUUCAAGAACUCAGACCAGCUGGAUUGAGAACCUAGGCAUCUAGAUCUUGUGACAACCAAAGCACUCUGACACUACCCCAUGCCAAGAGAAGUGGAUGAGCCUGCAGGUUUGGUUCCAGAAACUUCCUGAGCAUCUCUUGCUAGCUCCCAGAUACUUUACCUCCAUGUCAAGCAGAAGGGAAGACAAAUACAGGUGUUAGAAAAGGGAACUGAGGUAGGUCUUGAAAGCCACAUCCACCUGUGAAUGGAUUGAUUAGCUGCUGUGCAGACCUCACAUGCCUUUGUAGCCACAAACCUUCCUGAGCCAAGUGCAACUGGCCCUCGUGUUAGCCGAAGCACAACCAGCUGCCAGCACUUGGUGAGGCAGUGCCUGCAAGGCUUUUCACAUUAUGAUCAUUGGAGGCCACAUUGGAACCUCUAAGGCUUUGGGUCCAAUAUCAGCAGUGCCUCUUCAUAUCCACACACACCCCAGUAUAUAACACUUUCUAUCAAAUCAUAUAAGCUGGAAACAUUAGGUACACUUGGAAAGGCUUGGUCAGAGCUAUUUAUCAUUCCUCCUCCUAUUCACUAGUAAAACCUACCAGGAGCCCACUAGGGGCUUGGUCCCACACUAUCCCUGUGUAACUCAGGGUGCUGCUCAUACAGUUGGUUCCUUGAGAGCUGCUGGCCUGAACCCACGAGCUGAGGAGGAGCCCCUCAAAGAGCCAAUCCACCUGUCCCAGUUGAAGAGGAUGCUGACCCCUUUGCCUCUCCCAGUCUUCCUCUUCCCCAUCUUGCCUUUUCCUGCUUCCCUCUUACCUACUAUCUGUUUCUAAAUAAGAAAAAUCUAUCCUUACCUUUUUAACAGUUUGUCUCAAGUAAGUUCCCUUUGUGAUUCUGAAGCCCAAAGCUGGUGAUCCACUUGGAGUUGCAAAUAGUUUCAGGAAGCGCCUACAAAAUUGUCCCUUCUAUUGGUGUGUGCCUCAGUAUUUGACUUGAGAUUGUUAAUUGAAAAUGUCUUUAUAGGAAAGAAAUGCAUGCUGCUCUUUGACUCUUUCUGUCCAACUUUUCUAGAAAUGACUGAGUUCACUGGGAUCUGUGAACACUGUGUAAACUAGCCAUGAAAAGCACCAUUGGUGAGCCAGAACAUUCUUUUCCACAGCUUGCUCUCCCCUCAUCACAAGAGUACUGCCACAUCACCUCGUCAACUACUCUGCCUUGCUGCACCCCUCAGGCAAGAGGUUUGCACAGGACAGUCUGCAUGACAUGGAGGAUGGCAAGUGUUGUGCUGGUCUGCUCAUGCCUCCAUAAUUUUUUUUUUUCCCCCUGGAAUCUGGCCUCUCCUAUCUUAAAACAAGAGGGAAUCUGUCCUUGCCUCAAGUAGUUGGAGUCACAUAAGGAUGAAAAAAAUCCUAUUUGCCUAAAACUUGCUAUGGAAGCCAGGUAUGAUAGUGCAUGCCUGUAAUGCCAGCAUGGGAAGCUAAGGCAGAGAAGAUCACAAAUUUGAGGUCAGCCUGAGAUACAUAGUAAGAUCCUGUCUGGAAAAUACAAAAACAAAUAAAAGGAGAAAGGAAGUAAAGUUCUGGGUAGAAUCUAGUUUGGAAAAUUACAAAUCCAGUUGGCUGUUUCCAACAUGUGGCAUGUCAACUGGACUCCUUCCUACAUGGAGUAAGAAGAGUGUGUGAACCAUUUAUUUUAUAUAAAUGCCUUAGCCUGAUGGGCCCACUGAGAACUCUAUACACAUCUAUGUCCUACUCCUGUGUUCUAUACACAGCAUGAUAAGUUGAAUGUUAAAAACAUCCAGUUUACAGUGAAAUGUUUUCAGAUAGUCAGAAGUGGGUUUGCCCCUGGCCUAUCCUUGUAUCUAUACUUCCCAUGGCAUGUUAUGGGGCUCAGAUGGAAAGUGUUUUUUUUUUUUUUUCUUUUGAAAGGAGGAAUUCCAUAUGAUCUAUACUGCACUGACGGUGUUUGUAAAAUCCUAGCCUUUGAGCUGUAGCGCUUUUCAGUCUUUAGUACUUAACCUGCCUCACAGAAGCUGUAUUUGUACAGAGGCAAAGUAAUUCAUCUGUUAAGAGCUCCAGGCAGGCUAGAGAUUGGUGUGCAGUCUGUAGUCAGGGCUGUCGGAGGAAAGCCCAAGAGUGACUACUAAGGUCUGGGUCUGCUGGGCCUCUGACUGCUCAGCACCUGUGACAACUACAAAGGCUUCCUUGAUUUUUUCAAGCUGAGUUGGAAGUUAGAGCUGUGCAAGUCUUCCUCCUGCCUCUAGUUAUCAUGGAGUUUCUGAUGAGGUGGACACUUCCUGCUGCAGCAGGACAGCACCACUCCCAGUAUUCUGCACCUGUUAGCUACACAACCCCAAUACUUUGUCCCUGAUAGCUGUGCAUCAGGUUAAGUUAGGAAUUUACUGUUUUAGUUCAGGCCCAAACCUACAGUUAAGACACCCUUUCCACAUCCUGGAUACAUGGGAAUUCUGUCUGGUCUGCUCUUAGACCACUGGCCAUUGUCGUAAACAGCUCAACAACUGGAUGUCACUUGUGGGCAGUGGGUUAGUCAGCCCCAGCUGGACUCAAUGUUCCCUGCCCUAAGUACAAUGAAUUCAGCUGGCCUUAGAAACAGACCAAACCUAGCCUUUGACUUUGGGUCAGCCAAAAACAUAACAAGUUGGUGUCUACUGCUUCUCUGCCAAGGAUAAUUUGGUUUGACCUGUCUCUGGUGGUUAAGUCUCUUGCAGCUUUGGUUUACUAGCCAGAGAGAACAAAACAAACAGCUAAGUAGCGACAGGUAGUCUCUGGGAAGUGGACUGAGGGCCCAGAGGACCUCCCAUCAUUGCCAAACACCAUCCUUGAAGAAGAGCCUUCACAGCCUCGCCCCAAAGCCUGUCAACAGGCUUUGAUUGGACUCUUAAGUUACUUUAAAUGGCUAUGACACUUGUUCUGAGGCCUCCCAGAGCUCUAACAGGAGUGCUUGGAGUAAUGGAAUUGCUUCCUCACCACUCUCCUGUGGUUCUCUAUAGGUUAGCCUCAUUUCCUUACCAGGGAUUGCAAUAGUAGUCCUGCUACCUCAUCAGAGGACUCUCCAGCCCAGCGCCUGGGUGGGGGUGGGGGGCAGGGCUGAGGGCGGGUUAGCCUGCUCCUGUCCUUUCCUCUCAUGCUCUGCUUUGCUACCAUGCAUCUUGACCUGCUCAUUGCUAAAGCUGUUUCAACAGGCAGUUCACAAGACUCCAAUCACAAGUCUUCCUUGUACUCUACUCCAAUGAACAGUCAGUCUGUUCCUUGUCUCCUUUCAGGGAUUUGCACAGAUUCGUGUGUAUGUAGUCUUUCAUUUAUGUAGGAAUAUUGGUAAAACAGUGAGCAGAAUUGCAGGUUGUUUCUGAAAUCGCAUUCCUUUUGAUUAAGGUGUGUUUUUGCUUGAUUUCAACCUGCUGGAAUGAUACAAAUCAUAAACUAUACCCCCCCCCACACCCCCAAGUAAAGGAACAACCAGUUUUCCAACCUUGAUGUGAUAGGCAUAAGCAGUCUAGACAGUCUAGACAGGUACCUGGACAAGAUGUCAUCCUCAUCUUGACCACUCCAGUCAAAGUCCAAUGGGGAUGGGGGAUGUCUGGCUGCUUUUUGAAGCAGGAUUUAGAGCAAUAGCAAAUGAAGGCUUUUGUGGACAUUUCUUAAGUCUCCAAGGCUAACUGUGGUUAAACCUGAGUGUCCACAUGAGUCCAUCCAUCCUGGGCACUUCCAGAAGUAAGUGCUUCCUAUAAAGUUUCCCCACCUUUCUCUGGUUAACAGAAAUCACUCUUGCUAGCAACCCCCACCCCCUCCCCAGUAAACUCCUUUUUGCUUUCUUAAAAAACGAAAAUCAAAGCUACUGACUCUCCUUGCUCACUUGUCUCCCUGGUACAGCCAACCUGCAUGCACCCCAACCUAAACUGUGGGAAUGCUGACCCUUCUGAGACUUACACAGGCUCUGGCCUGGACUAGUCUUCCCUUGAGCACUUAGGAAAUUCUUAAGGAGAUAGAGAUGUCCAAUACCUACAUUCGGAACUGAUGAUUGAGAAAUGCUCGGUCAUGGCUCCUUAGCAAGUUAACAAAGGAUUCCAUGUACUUCUGUUUACUGGACGCAUUAGUAGAAAAGGGGCUGUUCUAUAAAUCUAUUGCUACUUUUCCAAUUAAGUGUCAAGACACAAGUUGCAAGGUAAGUUUUUAUUCCAUAUUUAAACCAAGCUUCAACACUUACUUGAUUAACCCAGUGCUUGCUUCUACAGCCACAGGGUCAGAGAGAAUGCUACUGCUACAUUGAUAGCUUAGAACACAUAAUGCUCUGCCAGCAUCAAGGGAUUUGUGCUCUACUAAAGCUCUUCCAUUCUACCCCGUCAGGCCCAGCUUGUAUGGAAGAACAGGGUGGCCAGUGUUAGUGAGUCCUCCUGGUGACAGCAAGGUCUUCCAAAAGUGCCCUAGAACUGUUGUUUCUCAGUCUCUUGACAGGUCAUGGCCAGGAAGAGGCACUUUAGUCUUGAGGUGAAGCCCAAUGGGGCUUAUCCACUAGAGAUAUAUAUAUAUAUAUAUAUCUCAAAAUAAAGUUUAUGAAAUUCUGAGUCUCAGGUUUCAUAGACAUGUUUGUAUACUAAGAAUUCUGCAGCAGAAUAUUUUUAAACAUUUGUUUUUGUAAGCUAUAUUUUUGUAUAUUUAAUUGCUAUUUUAUAACUUUAAUGCAUUUUUUUGCUAAUCACUUGUUUAAUAAAAAUAUGCAUGUAACUGACUCAAAUACAUGUAAAUAGAAAGCAGACUUUGAAAAUACUUUUGUAUCAAGCAUGUACCUUUCAACUUAAACACCUGAUGCAAAACUUGAGUGGUCCUCAUUAAAUGAAACAAUUCAUCAGGA